Molecule: messenger RNA, 5295 nt
Organism: Oryzias latipes (Japanese medaka)
Lineage: Eukaryota; Metazoa; Chordata; Actinopteri; Beloniformes; Adrianichthyidae
Gene: ube4b
Product: ubiquitination factor E4B, UFD2 homolog (S. cerevisiae)
Biological process (GO): ubiquitin-dependent protein catabolic process; protein polyubiquitination; ERAD pathway
Cellular component (GO): ubiquitin ligase complex; cytoplasm; nucleus
Molecular function (GO): ubiquitin-ubiquitin ligase activity
Source: RefSeq, a predicted model, not a curated record
CGUGAGGCUCCUUCGACCCAAAAUGGCCGCUGUAAUAUUUUGACGUAUAAUAAUAGCUCGCUACUUUUCUUUUUGUUUCAUUCUUCGUUGAAAACUAGAAAACGGGAUAUAUUUGGAGGGAAAUUGACUUACCAACGGCUGUAUAAUGUUUUUCUAGUUUUCAUCUGGAGGACAAUCAAGACUGACAACUAUUUGUUGAACGAAUUAGACUAUGCAGUUCAAAUAGGAGCUAGCUAGCUGGCUCUGGCUGGCAAAGUGAGGCGGCCGAAAGUGAACUAGCUCGUUAAUUUAGCUGCAGUAAUGGAGGAGCUAAGCGCAGAUGAGAUUCGCAGAAGGCGACUGGCACGACUGGCAGGAGGGCAGACUUCUCAACCCAGUACCCCUCUUAGCACGCCGCUGACAUCUCCACAGAGAGAGACUCCUCCUGGAUCCCUCCCUGGACCCUCAGGUGUUGCACUCCAGCCUGCGCCACCAGCUGCUUCUCAAUCAUUGGGGCUUAAUGUCCACAGCGGUACUCCAGCAACUUCCCCCAUGGGCAACUCUGGUGUGGCAUAUGGCAGUCAAAGCAGUGAGGGUGUGAGUUCCCUCUCCAGCUCCCCCUCCAACAGCUUGGAGACUCAGUCACAGAGUUUGUCCAGAUCACAGAGCAUGGACAUUGACCCUGCCUCCUGUGAAAAGAGCAUGUCCCAGGUGGAUGUGGACUCAGGGAUAGAAAACAUGGAGGUGGAUGACAGCGAUCGGAGGGAGAAGAGGAAUCUGACUGAAAAGGACACGUGUUCCACCUCAGAUGUUAAUGAAGAACAGGCCCUUCAACUCAUCUGUAAGAUACUCCGCGUAUCGUGGAAGGAACAGGGAAGAGAUGUCAUCUUUCUCCCUUCGUUAGCUGCAGAAUUCCACCAGAACUCCAAAGAAGUGUUUUCUGACUUCAAAGACCUUAUUGGUCAGAUCCUGAUGGAAGUCUUAAUGAUGUCAUCCCAGUCACGUCUUCACAACCCUUUUGCCAGCUUGACCGCCACAUCACAGCCAAUCCCAGCAGCAAAAUCCAAUGACCACCGCCUGACACUUGUGCAGCCUUCCAGUCAAGGAAGCAGCCCUAUAGGCCCAAGUGCCGGGUCGUUUGGAGCCAGCUCCCUGUCUAGUCUGUAUGACUCUGGCAGUCCUUGCCCAGUGGCUUUGGAUGCAGCCAAGAGGACUAGUCCAUCUCUCUCAGCUCCCUCCACAUCAUCUGUACCUAUUACACCCUCUACUCCUCAGUUUGUUGUUCCCCCAAGUCCACCUUCUACUGCCACCUCUAGGCACCCCCUGAAUGCUCCAUCUGCCCCCAUGCCCAUCUCUCAACGGUAUCGGCCGUAUUCUGUCACGACUCCCUGGGGGGGCAAUUCCCCCCUGAUCCCAGCCCACAGACCAUUUAGUUUGGUUGGAUCUCUUCCCAGCCCAAGUGGGCUCCAUGUCCCCCCCAAUACCCCAGUUCCCGUUCAACCACUUAGCCCCCAUUCUUUAACUUUGAGCUCCUCAAGGCCGCUCGACCAACCCUCCCCAUCAACCCCUCCUGUUGAGCCUCCUUCUCCCAGAUCGAUUACUCGACAGGCUGCCUUUGCUGACAGGAUUCCAGCAUCUAGUCCUCUGUCCCUCCUGUUUUUUGCCCUUUCUGACAUAUCUCAGAACAUCAAUGAUGAAGACUCAGAGGAGGAGGAAGAUUUUGCUCAGGUUCAGUUUGGGUCCAGUCUUGGUGCAUGUGGAGGGGCAGUGUCUUGUGAUGCAGCCAGCGACCGCUUCACCAUUGAGGCAUGCAAAGAGACAGAGAUGCUGAACUACCUCAUUGAGCGUUUUGACAGUGUUGGCAUGGAGGAAAGAAAAGCUCCCAAGAUGUGUAGUCAACCGAAUGUCAGCCAGCUUCUCAGUAACAUUCGUUCUCAGUGCAUCUCUCAUGUCACUCUGGUCCUGCAGGGCACCCUGACCCAACCGCGGAGCCCCCUGCAACAGUCUCUGCUGGUACCUUACAUGCUGUGCAGGAACCUUCCAUUCGGCUUUAUUCAGGAGCUCGUGCGCAUUACCCAUCAGGAGGAAGAAUUGUUCAAACAGAUCUUUAUUCCCAUCAUCCAUGGGCUUGCACUUGCAAUGAAAGAAUGUUCCUUUGACAGUGACAACUUUAAGUUUCCACUCAUGGCUUUGUCUGAACUUUGUGAAAUUAAGUUUGGGAAGUGCCAUCCUGUGUGCAGUUUGAUAACCACACUGCCGUUAUGGUGUCUGAAACCUCUGAGCCCCGGUUGUGGUAGAGAGAUCCAGAAACUGUCCUACCUGGGAGCUUUCUUUAGCCUCUCUGUGUUUGCAGAAGAUGAUGCCAAGGUAGCAGACAAGUAUUUCUCUGGCCCUGCCAUCACUAUGGAGAACACUCGAGUUGUCAGUCAGUCAUUACAGCACUAUCUAGAAUCAGCAAGGGGUGAUAUGUUUAAAAUUCUCCACAACAUACUUCUUAAUGGUGAAACACGAGAGUUGGCUCUUAAUUACAUGGCAGCUCUGGUCAACAACAAUGUGAAGAAAGCUCAGAUGCAGACGGAUGACAAGCUGGUGUCGACAGAUGGCUUCAUGCUUAAUGUUCUCUGGGUGCUACAACAGCUUAGCAUGAAGAUUAAGCUGGAGACGGUGGACCCCAACUACAUUUUCCAUCCGCGGUGUCGCCUCACCGUCAGUGUGAAAGAGACUCGCCUCAAAGCCACCAUGGAGGAGCUCAAAAGCUGGCUGGCUGAUCUGCAUGAAGAUCCCAUCAAGUUCCCGGAUCCAAAGUUCCCAACCGAGUGCUUCUUUUUGACACUUCAUGCUCAUCAUUUAUCAAUCCUGCCCUGCUGCCGGCGCUACAUACGCAGAUUGCGUGCCAUUCGUGAACUCAACAGGACUGUAGAAGAGCUCAAAAACAGUGAGAGUCAAUGGAAAGAUUCUCCUCUGGCCAAUCGGCACAGAGAGAUGCUCAAACGAUGCAAGGCUCAGCUUAAGAAACUGGUGCGAGCCAAAGCUUGUGCCGACGUGGGCCUUCUGGAUGAGAACCUGCUCCGCAGAUGUCUGCAGUUUUAUAGCACAGUCAUUCAGCUCAUUCUUCACAUGGUAGACCCUGCCUACCCCAAUGUUACUCUGCCGCUGAAUCCCGAGAUUCCCAAAAGCUUUGCUGCUCUACCUGAGUUUUACAUCGAAGAUGUGGCAGAAUUUCUGCUUUUCGUUGUACAGUAUGCGCCACAGGUUUUAUAUGAGCCAUGUAUCCAGGACAUCGUCACAUUUCUGGUGGUGUUCAUCUGCAGUCAGAACUACAUCAGGAACCCAUACCUUAUUGCCAAGUUGGUGGAGGUUCUCUUUGUGACAAACCCUGCUGUGCAGCCUCGUACUCAGCGAUUCUCUGAAAUGAUGGAAAACCACCCCUUGUCUAUCAAACAGCUGGUUCCUGCUCUCAUGAAGUUUUACACUGAUGUUGAGCACACUGGUGCUACAAGCGAGUUCUAUGACAAAUUCACUAUACGAUACCAUAUCAGUACUAUCUUCAAGAGUCUCUGGCAGAACAUUGCCCACCAUGGAACCUUCAUGGAGGAGUUCAACUCUGGCAAACAGUUUGUGCGCUACAUCAACAUGCUAAUUAAUGACACCACCUUCUUGCUAGACGAGAGCCUGGAAUCCCUGAAGCGUAUUCAUGAAGUCCAAGAGGAGAUGAAGAAUAAGGAGCAGUGGGAGCAGUUGCCCAGGGAGCAGCAGCAGAGCCGCCAGUCCCAGCUGACUCAGGAUGAGCGGGUGUCUCGCUCUUAUCUGGCCCUGGCUACAGAAACGGUUGAAAUGUUCCACAUCCUCACGAAGCAGGUUCAAAAGCCUUUCCUCAGACCUGAGUUGGGGCCUCGGUUAGCUGCUAUGCUGAACUUUAACCUUCAGCAGCUCUGUGGCCCUAAGUGCCGGGACCUAAAGGUGGAGAACCCUGAGAAGUAUGGCUUUGAGCCCAAGAAGCUUCUAGACCAGCUGACAGACAUCUACCUGCAGUUAGACUGCGCCCGCUUUGCGAAAGCAAUUGCAGAUGACCAGCGGUCAUACAGCCGUGAGCUCUUUGAGGAGGUGAUCUCAAAGAUGAGGAAGGCUGGAAUAAAGUCCUCAAUUGCCAUUGAAAAAUUCAAGCUGCUAGCAGAGAAGGUAGAGGAGAUAGUUGCCAAGAACUCCCAAUCGGAAAUGGACUACAGUGAUGCACCUGAUGAGUUCAAAGAUCCUCUGAUGGACACUCUGAUGACUGACCCUGUGAUGCUGCCCUCUGGAAAUAUCAUGGACAGAUCCAUCAUCCUGCGCCACCUGCUCAAUUCCCCGACUGACCCUUUCAACAGGCAGCCACUCACAGAAAGCAUGCUGGAGUCAGUGCCUGAACUGAAGGAAAGGAUCAAUGCCUGGAUGAAAGAAAAACAGAGCAGACGGCCCCUCUAAGGACUGUCAGACGGCUAUCAAGAAGGGAUCUGUCCAAAUCGCCUAAAUUCAGUGUCACGCCUACCAAUGUUAACAUUUGAAUGGGGUAAAAAAAAAAGGAGACCUGAUUUGCUUUUUUUUUUUUGCAUUUUUCCUUUUUGUUUUAAACCAUUGUGAUGGUUUUAAAGCAAAAUAUAAUAAAGAUAAGACUUUUAAUUGUUUUCCUCAUGAGUUUGUGUACAUAUAUCACAAUACACAUAUUUAAUAGUAGUUGGUUAAUGCAAUAAAAUGCUGCAAAAAUGUUCCCAACACCAACGGUUUUACACUAUCACACAGUUGCAACAAAUCUUCAAGGUUAUUUUCUUACUAAUAUUUUUUGCUUUAUUAAAGAUUUUUUUGAGGGAAAGUUGAUAACGUUGAUUUGGAACAGUCUAUAGUCUGAUUGUUAGCCUUUGCUUUAUCCAGACUGUGGUAAUAGACAUCAGUAAACAUGCUGGUGUGCCAGAAUUUAUGCACAGUUAUUCUCAUGACGUGAACAGCUAUGAGUAAAGAUGGAUACACAUUGUGAAUUAACCUAAAAUUUAGCCGCCUUAAGUGCUGGAAAGUAAUGAGCUGUGACUUUCCAACCUUCAUGGUGAUUGCAUAUGUCAAACUUGUUUUCCACGUGGAUGUUCAAUCUAAUGAGGGUGUGCAAGGCAUCAUGGGAUAUUGUGGGAGCAUAGAAGUUAUCUCAGCUGAGUUACGCCUGUGAAACGGCUCUGUACCUGACCUGACCUUGCUGCCCUUAACUUUACAGUAAAUUAUUUCUUUCAGCUACAUGCCUGUUUUGCAAUCUAGGAUUUUGAAUUGUAAUAAAUGAUGGACGGUUCAUAAAAU